UUUCAAUCAAGUUUUAUGGAUAAUGCUUUCAACAUAUUCAACAAGCGUGAAGAUACGCGAGUUGUCAACGCAGCAGAGCUCUAUCCCAACGGCAAAGCAUUCUGAAUAUCAAGUGGCCACAUGUGGUCGGCAAAGUGAACUAACACUGCCGUCUUUGUGCUUCUAUUCUCGAGGAAUGUGCCCACCCUCUUUGCCAAAGAGAGCGAAAUGGAUAUAAAUCCCCAUCUUACCUCAAUUCAUUUCAACCAAAGGUCGUCGUUAUGUCUCAACCACCAUUGGCAACACCAGACCUCUUCGACUGGGGUCGUCACCGACCAUCAAACGCUGCGCCUGUUCUUACGAAAUUGCAUUGCAUACUUCUGGAUGCCACCACUUCUGCAAUUAUAGCUUCUCAACCCCAUGCUACCGGUCCCUACUUUGCGGGGUCCAGAAAGUGUUGCUGGAACACUCUGAUCCAAGAUCCGACCGAUCUUCAACGCAUCCUAGCACAGUACGGUCUCGAAACUGUCCCAGGAAUCGCUGGAAUCCGAAUGGAGAUUUGGGCUAUAACCAAGGAUUGUGGGGUGCAGGAUGUGCAGCUCGACUUCUACUGUAUCGUCCUGGGGUUAUGGGCUCUGGAUGGUGCGGGCAGAACCCUCCUGCACACCAGUGACACCACAGAGGAAGUCGAUAGUAUGCGUGCGGUGAUCUAUUUCAACAUACCAAUACCAACACCUCCCCACGAAGAUAUUCUCCCAACAGUUGGUUGGGCAUGUGUGGUCGGCAUUAUUGCUCACGAGGUAAAGAUGACGUGGAAUAUUGAUGGUUCACGAGUUGAGGCUUUUGUUUAUACACAACGGAAAGGUGCGAAUUUGAAUCCUCUAGAGUCUUUGGGAUACCUCGGCGGGCCUUGCUUGUUGGAAGAAUCCGAAGAUGAUGUUGUUAUUUCAACCUUCAGAAGAGAUCCAUCAUUCCAAGGUACCAGUUCUUAGACAUAGAGGAAUCAUGAAAUGGAUGGCUUGUCUCUGUGGGUAACUAGUUGCUGAGCAAGUAGGAGUAGUGCGCUCAGCUCGAGGACUGCUUAAAAGCUAAAACUUUGAUCUACCACCGUUGUGCAAAGUGCGUCCGUCCGACAGAAAUUCUUCAAACUCUCCAAGUCAACAAUGUCAUACUUGGCAUCGCUCUCAUCGUUCAGCUCGAGACUAAAUCAUGAUCGUCAAAGUAUCAAUGACGUCCUUGACCCUCGACCCUUCAUGCAUCAUUAACUCAUCCCGCAAUAGCACGAUACUAUUCACGCUCGAUUUUAGCGUCGUCGUAUUUAUUCUUGAAGCUAAACUCUAGUAUGCUCCACGCCCGAGCGGGAUGCACACUUUGCAGAUCUUCACCAUUUUCCUGUCAGUCAAAGCACAUGC
This is a messenger RNA of Mollisia scopiformis, 1391 nucleotides long. RefSeq lists its product as uncharacterized. The record is from RefSeq and is a predicted model, not a curated record. Lineage: Eukaryota; Fungi; Ascomycota; Leotiomycetes; Helotiales; Mollisiaceae. The transcript has a single exon. The coding region runs from base 261 to 971 and encodes 236 amino acids.